AUCACUUUGCAAAGUACGUCGCUACUUUUGUUUAGUGUUUUUUUUCUUCAUAUCUUUGAUAGAGCAGGCACAUAAGGUAGAGAUAUGAUGUCACUGACCAUUAUUUUGACGGCUCUUGCCUUGUUUGAAAUUGAUGCUGUUCUCGGUCUGGAAAAGCGUCUUUCUGUUUACGGAUUAAACAGUCAAAUAGCAGAACUUAGAAGUGAAUUGCAUCAACUGAAAACCCGAGUAUACAGACGAUUGUACAAGGGUACCGGAAGCGGGACCGUUGCUUUCACAGCAUACAUGUCAGGAACUGGCCGAACCAUCUACUACAAAGGGCAGAUCUUAAGAUAUACACAUGUUCUCAAUAACAUAGGAAAUGGGUACGACAAACGAAGGGGUAGCUUCCGUUGUCCAUCGUCCGGAACGUACGUCUUCUUCUUCACCUCCAUGCCAGAACGAGGAAUGAGUCAUUCAAUUUGGUUGACUCUCAAUGGAAAAUUCAUCGCAGAGGCUGUUUCAGGAAAAGUUGAGAAAGGUUACAACAUGGGAAGUAACAUGGUUAUCCUACGUCUGAAGAAAGGAGACAGGGUGUGGAUCCGCGCCUCCAAGAAAUGGAAAUUAAACUCGGCAAUUAGAUUCAGAUAUGCCGGGAAUACUUUCUCUGGUUUCAAAUUGUCGUAAUGAAUUACCAACUGAAAAUUACUUUCAAAGAAUUGGGUAUCAUGAAAUAAAUUAUUUUAUUUGCAAAUAUUUUG
Saccostrea cuccullata (small rock oyster) is the source of this 740-nucleotide messenger RNA. Its product is annotated as C1q-related factor-like. The record is from RefSeq and is a predicted model, not a curated record. Gene Ontology annotation, molecular function: protein binding. The transcript has 4 exons. Bases 85 to 666 code for a protein of 193 amino acids. NCBI's taxonomy places the organism in Eukaryota, Metazoa, Mollusca, Bivalvia, Ostreida, Ostreidae.